Messenger RNA from Rhagoletis zephyria (snowberry fruit fly), 699 nucleotides. RefSeq names its product WD repeat-containing protein 18-like. Gene Ontology annotation, molecular function: protein binding. NCBI's taxonomy places the organism in Eukaryota, Metazoa, Arthropoda, Insecta, Diptera, Tephritidae. Gene Ontology annotation, biological process: DNA-templated DNA replication; rRNA processing. Gene Ontology annotation, cellular component: rixosome complex; nuclear pre-replicative complex. The record is from RefSeq and is a predicted model, not a curated record.
AUGGCGCAGUCUCGAGCAUCCAUUACUGCGUGGGACUACAGAACAGGAACCAACUUAAUGGUGCACAAGGGGGGUGGCGUCGUCCAACAACGCGCCAUUUCUUUAUUGAGGGGCCACUAUGUCGUAGCUGCAAAUAGCACCAAGCCUCUUCUGCACGUUUGGCUUUUUAAUUUACAACAGCAAGUGACCCAUGUAGGCUUCGUGUUGCCUGGUCGGGCCAACGCAAUGUCACUUUCACCUGAUACUCUUUAUCUUGUGGCAGCAAUUCAGGAAAACGUCUACAUUUGGCACUUCGCCGGGAAGAUGCUGAACACAAUUUCAAAGCAUUUUCAACCCAUCAACUGUAUACGUUUUGACGAGGACUCGCAUUUUUUUACAGCUUGCCAAGAUGAAUCUGUCAUGGUGUGGAACUUGACGACUGUGUAUGCGCGAGAUGACGACAAUCAAGCACCAAUGUAUACUUUCACUGAUUAUGGUCUUCCUGUAACAGACGUGCACAUUGUUGGUGGCAUACGAGGGCAUAUGAUAACAGUUUCACUGAAUCGUACAUGCAAAAUAUAUGAUUUACUUACUGGUAUACAGCUGUUAAAUGGUUUUGCGGAAGCAUUACACAGCGUAGUAGCAAACACUUUAGAAACGGAUGUAUAUGUAGGAACUGCUGCAGGCAAUAUCUAUGAUUUUUUUAUUUUUUCAUUUUAA